CUCUCCGCUCUACAUUUUCGGGGAAUCCCGGGGACCGCUGAGGGGGAAGCCAAACGGGGUACAGGAAGGGGCCGCCGCAGAGGGCUGGCCGCCCUUUGGGGUGUCGGGGCCGUGGGUCUGAGCGAUGAGGAGGGGCCAUGGCCAGCGACGGGGCCAGGAAGCAGUUCUGGAAGCGCGGCAGCAGCAAGGUCCCGGGCAGCAUCCAGCACGUGUAUGGCGCUCAGCACCCGCCCUUCGAUCCCCUGGUCCACGGCACCUCGCCCAAGGCCACGCCCAGGGCGCCCCCCACGCCGGCCAAGGCCAAGCGGGUCAGCACCUUCCAGGAGUUUGAGAGCAACACCAGCGACGCCUGGGACGUCGGCGACGACGACGACGAGCUCCUGGCCAUGGCGGCCGAGCGCCUCAACACCGCGGUCGUCAUGGAGACGGCCCGCCGAGUCCUGCGCAACCACAGCCAGCGGCAGGCGCGCCCCCGGCCGCCCGGGGCCCCGGCGCCCUCGGCGGAGCGCUCGGCAGAGCCCCCCGAGGCCCCCGGCGGCGACCUGCGGCUGGUGAAGUCCGUCAGCGAGAGCCACGCGGCCUGUCCUGAAGGAAGCGCCAGCGACGCCGUCCCUCUGCAGAGGUCCCAGUCUCUCCCGCACGCGGCCACGGUGGCGCUGGGUGGGACGCCCGAGCCCAGCACCCUCAGCAGCUCGGCCUUAAGUGAAAGAGAGGCCUCUCGGCUGGACAAGUUCAAGCACCUGCUUGCGGGCCCCAACACAGACCUCGAGGAGCUCAGGAAGCUAAGCUGGUCCGGGAUCCCCAAGCCCGUCCGUGCCGUCACGUGGAAGCUGCUCUCAGGUUACCUUCCUGCCAAUGUAGAUCGAAGACCAGCCACUCUCCAAAGAAAACAGAAAGAAUAUUUUGCUUUUAUUGAUCACUAUUACGAUUCCAGGAAUGAUGAGGUUCACCAGGAUACCUAUAGACAGAUCCACAUAGACAUCCCUCGAAUGAGUCCCGAAGCAUUGAUACUUCAGCCCAAAGUGACAGAGAUUUUUGAAAGGAUCCUGUUCAUAUGGGCCAUACGUCAUCCUGCCAGCGGAUAUGUUCAGGGGAUAAAUGACCUUGUCACUCCCUUCUUUGUAGUCUUCAUCUGCGAGUACAUAGACGACGAGGACGCGGACUCCGCCGACAUCUCCCGGGUGCCCGAGGACGCGCUGCGCAACGUGGAGGCCGACACGUACUGGUGCAUGAGCCGGCUGCUGGACGGCAUCCAGGACAACUAUACAUUCGCCCAACCUGGGAUUCAGAUGAAAGUGAAGAUGUUGGAAGAGCUCGUGAGCCGCAUUGACGCGCAAGUGCACCGGCACCUGGACCAGCACGAGGUGAGGUACCUGCAGUUCGCCUUCCGCUGGAUGAACAACCUGCUGAUGCGGGAGCUGCCCCUGCACUGCACCGUGCGUCUCUGGGACACCUACCAGUCGGAACCCGAGGGCUUCGCCAAUUUCCACCUGUACGUGUGCGCUGCUUUUCUCGUGAGAUGGAGGAAAGAAAUACUGGAAGAAAGAGAUUUUCAAGAGCUGCUGCUCUUCCUUCAGAACCUGCCCACCGCCCACUGGGGUGACGAGGACGUCAGCCUGCUGCUGGCCGAGGCCUACCGCCUCAAGUUCGCCUUCGCGGACGCCCCCAAUCACUACAAGAAGUGAGGCCGGCCCACCGCAGCGGGCCCCCUGUGCCGGGCAGCGCCGCUGCCGCUGGCUGCAGGCCCCGGCCGGGGAGGAGGAGAGGAGGCCUCGCUGGAGUGGCCCGCCGGGACGAGGCGCCGGCCGCGGGCAGGCCUGGUGAGGGCGGGCAGCCUCCGCCUCCCGAGAUACCAAAGAGCUGGGGAGCGGCCGGCCGUGGGGCCCCUGGGGCCAGCGCCCCGCCCCCGGCCCUGGAGCGCCCUUGCCAAACGCCCACCUCGUGCGCCCCCGCCCCGGGCAGCCUGGGAGGCAGCCCCCCUCAGAGGCCUGCUGUCCGGGCGCUGGGGGCAGAGGGAGGUGGCAGCCGCCUCCUGCCUGCUUGGAAACUUAAACAUUCUAUUCUGUUGAGCGAAGAGAAUAAAGUACAGACAAAGAUGUUCA
Molecule: messenger RNA, 2102 nt
Organism: Dama dama (fallow deer)
Lineage: Eukaryota; Metazoa; Chordata; Mammalia; Artiodactyla; Cervidae
Gene: TBC1D22A
Product: TBC1 domain family member 22A
Exons: 13
Coding region: 138-1685 (515 amino acids)
Biological process (GO): activation of GTPase activity
Molecular function (GO): GTPase activator activity
Source: RefSeq, a predicted model, not a curated record